CAAGCCGGAUGGAGAAUCUUGUUCUCUUCAUCGCCGCUGUCACGCUGCUGGGUGUCGUCAGCUCGGCAUCUCUUCGUGAUUCCGCCAAGAUUCGCGGUGUCCUCAGGCAGCCCAUCGCACCUUUGAUCUCCACCGAUCUGCACACCAGCGUCAGGGCGGACAUCCAGGCCGAUGUUCUAAGCGCAGUGGAGGGCGUGCCGCCAUGCAGCUGCGAUGAGUGUGUGGCAGCGAUCCUACAGAUAGCUGAAGAAGAUAGCCAUGGACUGCAGGUGCGUUGGCGAUUCGAAUGACCGCGGCAGACAUGUGGCAUUAAGUGAUCGGUUUGAUUUGUCUUCAGUGCACGGUCAAGUCGGACCUUCUCGCGCAGCAGGAGACGGUGUGCCGCCAACAGGGCCCUGCGGACAGAUGGGUCAUUCAGAUCGUAAGCCAGCCAGCCAGCCGGGGAGCGCAGGGGUGAAAUGGCAUGAGUAUGAUGAAUGAAUGGAUUGUGUCCUUUGCUUGGCCCACCAUGCAGAGUGCCGACUUAGACUACACCCGCUUCUGCUCAUAUUCCUGCAAGGCAUGGAUGACGCGACAUCAUGAUCAAUAUCCUUUGAUCUGAUCCACGUGUGGGUCUCCGUCCGUAUGACAUUGUAUCUAUCGUCUGUAUGCAGCCUCAGGCACCUGACGACCGCAACGCAGCCGUGCCGUGUAUGAGCCUCACUAGCGAGGAGGUCAGGCUGCUGCAGACACCUAGCGGCAACGGGCGCUCCAAAGGUGAUGGAUGCGAUCGAGAUGCAAACACGGGCAUCGCAUCCAUCCAUCCAUCUCAUUUAAUUGUGGCUGACUUUGCAGUCUACGAGUUCAGUCCCAUGGUCAACAGUACGUCCCUUUCCAUGCUGAAGGGCGGGGAGGCAACGGGGGCAAAUCAGAUGGUGUCGGGCGACAAGGCGCUGCGGGACACAUUCUCUGACGAGUGAGUGAACGAUUCCUUCGAUCCGUCGCUAGCUACACAAUGUCCCCCCUCUGUUCCUUUACAUCGAUCAGGCAUGUUCGCGUCCGUGACAAGGCAGCUGCGCCUGAGGAGGGUCAACCCUCUUGUCCAGACUGCCACUGUGAGCACUGAUUACGAAAAGGCGGACACAUUUAGCUGUCCUGCUUGCCACAUGCUCUUAUCAGGCCAUUGUCCCGAGUCGCCGCCCUGCCCAUAUGUCUCUGUACCUCCGCCACCACGUGAGGCAACCAACACACAUUACAGUUAACAAACACAGAAGAAAGGAGCUCAACUCAUGGCAUGGAUGGCAUCGUGUCCUCUGUGUCCAGCUCCACCCCCUCCAUCGCCUCCAUUACCACCUCUCCCGGUGGGUGUUCGAGAACAUGAGAACACGAAUCUUGUGUUUGGUGUCUGGAUGACCACUCGCUGCAAUGCAGCCUCCUGUGCAGCCUCCUGUGGCUACACCACCGCAGGUUGUUUCACCAGUUGGGUACGGCAUGCCCGCAACGUUUCCAGGUAGCGUGCCAGCCAUGGCGCCGGCUGUGCCACCGGCGGCACCCGGAGCUAUGUCUCAACCAAUGCCUCAGCAGCCUGUGCCAGGUGGGGGAGGGAAAUACCUGCGCCAGUCGACAUUGUGUCUCUGCUGCCAUGGAUGGAUGGAUGCAGCUGGUGGGGCCUCUGUGGUGGAGCCACCACAGGGAACGACAAACGAAACUAUACCAGGUAUAAAGGCUUUGCCCGCCCCAAAUGUCAGUCAGUUCGAAAUGUGUCCACAUGUCCGUAUUUCUCUCCAGGUGCCUCGGUCCAGCCUGCCCCCUCUCCCGUGACAGACACAGACACACUGUCGAACGGCACAGCACCAGCGACAGCAUCCAGCGGCCAACAGCAGCGGCCACAAGCAGUCCAGGCGGCCCCCCAGCAGCAGCAAUCGCCGCCCCAGCUGCCCGGGGUCAUAUCCCCGCCAACCGCCCAGCCGCAGCAGCCCUCAGCGAAUAAUCCUGUGCCUCCCACGCCGCAGCAGCAGCAGCAGACGGGCGCAGUGCAGCCAGUGCAGGCAAGCCAAGGUGCACAGCCAGAUGAAAGCGGGACAGCUGGGGAGGAGAAUGCCACCAAUGGCACCAAUCCCGUGCCACCACAGCAGCCGCAGCAAGAGCAGACGUCACACGGGGGUCUGUUCAACCCGCCGGCAGCUGCCCUGCUGCUGUUUCGCUCGCGGAGGGGCAGGAGGGAGUGACGUUUGUGUGUGGGGACAGCUGGGGUAGACGGGUAUGUGCAGAUGGAUGCAUGGCAUGAGCGUCAGUCGGUGUUGUG
This is a messenger RNA of Vitrella brassicaformis, 2284 nucleotides long. The record is from the annotation of a GenBank genome assembly. NCBI's taxonomy places the organism in Eukaryota, Vitrellaceae.